AUGCGCGCUUCGGAACCGGGGUCGUUCCAGGCUGGAUCGAACGGCCCCGUUGCCGCCCUUUCUGGCCCCUCGCGGCCCCUUCGCGGCCCUCCCGCUGCCCUUCACUGCGGCCCCGUCGCCCUUCGCUGCGGCCCCGCCGCCCUCAGCUGCGGCCCCGUCGCCGCCCUCACUUGCGGCCCGUCGCCGCCCUCAUCUGCGGCCCCGUCGCCGCCCUCACCUGCGGCCCGUCGCCGCCCUCACCUGCGGCUCGUCGCCGCCCUCACCUGCGGCCCCAACGCCGCCCUCAGCUUCGGCCCCGUCGCCACCCUCACUUGCGGCCCGUCGCCGCCCUCGGUUGCGGCCCCGCCGCCCUCACCUGCGGCCCCGUCGCCUACCUAUGGCCCCGCCCACUUGCGGCCCCGACCCCGCCCCGGCCAUGCCCCGUCGCCAGCUGCGGCACACCGGGGGCACGUGCACCGCCCCCCCCCCCCUUUUCCCGUCACCUGUCGAGGCGACCUGAGGGGGCCGCGGCGACCUGGAAGGGGGGGGCAGGCGUCGCCCCCUCUGCCGCCUGCUUUGGCGCCCGGGGAGGCCGUGCGUCGCCCCCCCCCCCCCCCCCCCCCUCCCCUCUCCUCCUCCUUUUGCUCCCUCUGCUGCAGCUGCCGCUGGGGGGGAGGGUGUGAGGGUGUGGGGGAGCCCGGAGAGGGACUGGGGGUGGCAGCAGUGUGGGGGGGAGGGGGAGGGGGAGGGUGA
Messenger RNA from Closterium sp. NIES-65, 732 nucleotides. The record is from the annotation of a GenBank genome assembly. Lineage: Eukaryota; Viridiplantae; Streptophyta; Zygnematophyceae; Desmidiales; Closteriaceae.